This is a messenger RNA of Staurois parvus, 534 nucleotides long. The record is from the annotation of a GenBank genome assembly. Lineage: Eukaryota; Metazoa; Chordata; Amphibia; Anura; Ranidae.
GGGUCACAGGUCUCGGGCCCUCAAGCGGAGCGGCGGGCGCCGGGACCUCCAGGCGGAGAAAGCGACAGGUCUCGGACCCUCAGGCGGAGUGGCGGGCGCCGGACCCCCAGGCGGGAACGACAGGUCUCAGGCCCCAGGCGGGGCGGCGGGCACCGAGUCACCAGGCACAAUCGUGGGCUCCGAGUCAACUGGUAUGACCGCGGGCACUGGGUCAGACAUUGGAUCGUCUGGCUGGACAGCGGGCACUGGGUCACCAGGCAUCAGGUCAUUUGGCUAUCGACAGCGGGCACCGCGUCAUCUGGCAAGGCAGUGGGCUCCGAGUCAACAGGCACGACAGUGAGCACCGGGUCAUCAGGUACCGGAUUGUCUGGCUCGACAGCGGGCAUCGGGUCACCAGGCAUCAGGUCAUUUGGCUCGACAGCGGGCACCGGAUCAGGUACCGGAUCAAAUGGAUCAACAGCGGGCAUUGAGUCAACUGGCCUAAUAGGAUCGUCAGGCUGGAUCAGUUUCAUCAUGCUGGGUAGAGGCAUCAGG